Halichondria panicea is the source of this 1478-nucleotide messenger RNA. Its product is annotated as tRNA pseudouridine(38/39) synthase-like. The record is from RefSeq and is a predicted model, not a curated record. Gene Ontology annotation, cellular component: cytoplasm; nucleus. The transcript is spliced from 9 exons. Lineage: Eukaryota; Metazoa; Porifera; Demospongiae; Suberitida; Halichondriidae. Gene Ontology annotation, biological process: tRNA pseudouridine synthesis; mRNA pseudouridine synthesis. Gene Ontology annotation, molecular function: RNA binding; pseudouridine synthase activity. The coding region runs from base 110 to 1402 and encodes 430 amino acids.
ACUGCAGCUAUCAGCCCCACCCACUUUUUGUGCAAACAGCAUCACGCCUCCAGUUUGUCAGGUAAAGGUCGUCACAGAUCAAGUGCUAUAAUGCCAUGUGGCAGAAGAAAUGCAAGUGUCUAGUGUUGCUUUGCUGAGUCUGAGAGGUCUAUCUAGAAGAAUGGCAAGCAACUUCAGCUUUGAUCCACUGCAGAAAACCUCAUCUGAGCUCAGGGAGGUCAAGAAACCACGGGUCUUUGACUUCAACAAGUUCAACAAGCGACACGUUGCAUUGCAAGUGGCUUACAUUGGUUGGAAGUACAGCGGGUUCGCUAUCCAAGACCCUCCCAAGAUCACCAUUGAGAGUUGUCUGUUUGAGUGCCUAAAGAAGACCAAGCUGAUUGAAGAUGUGAGUACUGCCCACUACAGUAGGUGUGGUCGCACGGACAAGGGAGUCAGUGCACUGGGGCAAGUCAUCGCAUUGGAUCUGAGGACCAACCUCCUUAGCGGACCAGGGGUCAGAGUUCAAGAAGGAUCUAUUGCUCACACACGAAAAGGAGACACUGAAAACGAGCUUCCAUAUAUGGUCAUCCUCAAUAGAAAUCUCCCAGAGGAUAUACGAGUGUUGUCAUGGACACCAGUCGACCCGGAGUUCAGUGCUCGGUUCAACUGCACUCAGAGAACAUACAAAUACUUCUUCCCAAGAGGAGACAUGAACUUAGAAUUAAUGAGGACCGCCGCUCAGUACUUCAUGGGUCAGCAUGACUUCAGAAAUUUCUGCAAAAUGGACAUUGCCGGUGGAGUGACACACUUUGAUAGGACUAUAGUGAAGUUUGAAAUCAAUGCUCUCUCCUCUUCAAACCCACCCUCCCCAUACGACAUGUGUGAGAUGACCCUCUCCGGACAUGCCUUCCUCAUGCAUCAGGUGCGCUGCAUGGCCGGGAUACUCUUCCUGAUAGGCAAUGGACUGGAGACACCGGACAUUGUCCAACACAUGCUUGACAUUGAAAAGUGUCCUUGUAAGCCACAGUACGGCAUGGCCCCUCCGGAGCCUCUCAUUCUCUAUGAUUGUGUAUUUGAUGGUCUGCAAUGGCAGAGAGAGGAGGAGGCUCAUGACAGAGUGGUGGCACACUUCCAGCAUAUGUGGACAAGUCAAGUAGUCAAGUCCACAAUGGUACAGUGUAUGUUGGACACCCUCUCCCCACCCACACACUCCUCAUACUCCUCACACUCCACACAUCCAUCACCAAUGGCUAUCCUAAUGCACAGUGACCACAGACUAGGCAAGGGACGCUACAAGCCUCUGUUGGAGAGACCAACUGCAAACACAUUUGAGGAACGCUAUGAACACCACCAGGCCAAGAAGAUGAAGCUACAGCAACAACAACACAUGGACAUACAGGACACUAGUACCUCUAGCUAGCUAUGUUAUAUUUAUUGUCAUUUUGUAAAGGUUUAUGUGUUUAUUUUUGUUUCUCUGAAAAAACAUUCAAUACUUA